AGCAUUAGUCAGUGUUGCGUGCGUGGAGUUCCACACAGAGAGAGAGAGAGAGAGAGAGAGAGAGAGAGAGAUAGCAGAAUGGAGAGAAGCGCCGUCUUGGCAGGGCUUCAGCCAAAUCAACUACUAAGCGCCUCCCGGCGCCACCCCUCCACUCCUCUCCCUUCCUUCCCCUUCGCCGACAAACCACGUUCCUCGCCGUCAUCUCUCAAGCUGCAGAAGCAGUUUCCUCUUGCUUCUCUUGGUGCUCUUCGAGCGGCUUCUCCCUCUAGGCUUGAUGCCGUUUUGUCUGAAACUUACAGUGAAACAACCGAAUUAGCUGACAUUGACUGGGACAGCCUUGGCUUUUCAUUUCUUCCUACUGAUUAUAUGUACACCAUGAAAUGUGCUCGAGGUGGUGAAUUCUCUAAAGGUGAAUUACAGCGUUUUGGGAACAUUGAAAUGAACCCAUCAGCUGGAGUCUUGAAUUAUGGGCAGGGAUUAUUUGAAGGCUUGAAAGCCUACAGGAAAGAAGAUGGUAAUAUUCUACUGUUUCGUCCCGAGGAAAAUGCAGUGCGGAUGAGGUCGGGUGCAGAGCGGAUGUGCAUGCCAUCACCAACAGUUGAACAGUUUGUGGAAGCUGUAAAGGCUACUGUUUUAGCAAACAGACGUUGGGUUCCACCUCCAGGUAAAGGUUCCUUAUACAUCAGGCCAUUGCUAAUGGGGAGUGGAGCUGUUCUUGGUCUUGCACCUGCUCCAGAGUAUACCUUUCUGAUUUAUGUCUCACCUGUUGGAAACUAUUUUAAGGAAGGUGUGGCACCAAUACAUCUGGUUGUUGAACAUGAACUGCACCGUGCAACUCCUGGUGGUACUGGAGGUGUAAAGACCAUUGGAAACUAUGCUGCAGUUCUGAAGGCGCAAUCUGCUGCAAAAGCCAAAGGCUACUCGGAUGUGCUAUACCUUGAUUGUGUCAACAAAAGAUAUCUGGAGGAGGUUUCCUCUUGCAACAUUUUUGUUGUAAAGGAUAAUGUUAUCUUCACACCUGCGAUAAAAGGGACUAUUCUACCUGGCAUUACUCGAAAGAGUAUAAUUGAUGUUGCUCGUAGCCAAGGGUUUCAGGUUGAGGAACGUCAUGUGGCAGUAGAUGAAUUGCUUGAUGCUGAUGAAGUUUUUUGUACGGGAACAGCUGUGGUUGUAUCACCUGUGGGCAGCAUCACUUAUAUGGGUAAAAGGGUGUCUUAUAGAGAUGGUGGUGUUGGUGUUGUGUCACAACAACUCUACUCUGUGCUUACCAGACUGCAGAUGGGACUUAUAGAAGACAAGAUGGAUUGGACUGUUGAACUAAGGUAGGUAUUUUCAAAUAAACAUAUCUAGUUUGUAACGUCUUUAGAGGCAAGAAAUUGUCAAGUUUGCUUUGGUAUCUAGUGAUCUUUAGAAGUUUUGCACGAUGGAGUUAUUUCUAAGUUAAUGUGUGUUCGUGACUACUGAAAGAGACCGAAAAUUUUUAUUCAUCCGAUUCGCUUA
Molecule: messenger RNA, 1500 nt
Organism: Corylus avellana
Lineage: Eukaryota; Viridiplantae; Streptophyta; Magnoliopsida; Fagales; Betulaceae
Product: branched-chain amino acid aminotransferase 2, chloroplastic
Biological process (GO): branched-chain amino acid metabolic process
Cellular component (GO): chloroplast
Molecular function (GO): branched-chain-amino-acid:2-oxoglutarate transaminase activity
Source: RefSeq, a predicted model, not a curated record